AUGGCGCUUGAUUUUGCUGCGACUUACAAAGUUCUGGUCCUGGGUGACUCAAACGUAGGCAAGACGUGCAUCGUACACCGCUAUUGCGACGAACGAUAUUACGACGUGUAUAUCGCCACCAUUGGUCUGGACUUCAAACAGAAAAUCAUCAACUUAGACGGGACGCCGAUAAAACUGCAGAUAUGGGACACUGCGGGCCAGGAGCGGUUCCGUACUCUGACGACGGCCUACUACCGCGGCGCCAUGGGCAUCCUCCUCAUGUAUGACGUCACCAGCAUGGAGUCCUUCAACCACCUGUCGUACUGGCUGCGAAACAUACAGGAGAAUGCAUCCCCGGAUGUGGUGAAAGUUCUCGCCGGCAACAAGUGCGACGCGGUGGCUGAGAGGGCGGUGGAUGCGGAACGUGGCCAGAAGAUUGCUGAAAACUUUGACAUGCCAUUUUUUGAAGUUUCAUGCAAACAGAACAUAAACAUCGAAGAAGCAUUCCUGACGUUAGCCAGGAGAAUAAGAGAGCAGCGGGAGCGCAGGGCGAGCCUCUUUGACAGCAACGAGAAGUCCGAAGGCUCCAAAGUGGACCUGAGCAAGUCGAAACUGCCCGCCGGAGCUGAGUCGUGGCGCUGCGGCUGCUAG
Schistocerca piceifrons (Central American locust) is the source of this 630-nucleotide messenger RNA. RefSeq names its product ras-related protein Rab-8A (gene RabX4). The transcript is spliced from 6 exons. Bases 1 to 630 code for a protein of 209 amino acids. Gene Ontology annotation, molecular function: GTP binding; GTPase activity. The record is from RefSeq and is a predicted model, not a curated record. Lineage: Eukaryota; Metazoa; Arthropoda; Insecta; Orthoptera; Acrididae.